AUGGCUCUCUCCAACUUAAAAUCUAACAGAACUCUUUCUUCAUCACUCAUCACAAUCUUCAUCAUUUCCCUCUUCCUACAAUACCACAAUAUCAAAUCACAAUCAUCAUGGCAAUCACGACAAGUACCACGAUCAGAAACCGUUGCUUUCAGCAUAACGGAAUUCGAGAAAGAAAAUCCCGACAUAUUUUUAAGGGGUGACACCUCAAUCUCCGACGGCAUUUUAAGACUAACAAAAACUGACCAAUCUGGUAAACCACUCCCUAAUACCGUUGGACGUGCGACAUACCUCACGCCAAUUCAUAUUUGGGAUAAAACUAGUGGAGAACUAGCUGAUUUCUCCACUAGUUUCUCCUUUAUCGUGAACACAAACGAUUCAGAUCUCCAUGGAGACGGAUUCGCUUUCUAUCUGGGACCACUACAUUUUGACGUACCAAAAAAUUCAAGCGGAGGGUAUCUUGGUCUUUUCGACCCAGAAAAUGCAUUUCCUCCAUCCAAAACCCCAAUAUUAGCUAUUGAAUUUGAUGGUUUUACAAAUGAAUGGGACCCUCCUUCAUCAUUUCAAUCUCCUCACAUUGGAAUUGAUGUUGGGUCAAUUGUUUCCCUUGAAUAUGCACAAUGGCCUAUUAAUUUUGUGCCAAGAAAUGCUUUAGGAGAAGCUAACAUAAACUAUAACUCAGAGUCUAAAAGAUUGAGUGUGUUUGUGGCUUAUCCUGGGACUCAGUGGAAUUCCACUAGGGUUUCAGUUGUUGUUGAUCUAAGGAGUGUUUUGCCUGAAUGGGUUAGAAUAGGUUUCUCUGCAACUACAGGAGAACUGGUUGAAACACAUGAUAUCAUUAAUUGGUCUUUUGAAUCAGCCUUGUAAUAACCAGUAACUCUUGAAGUUUGGGGAGUUAAAUUAUUACUUUCAAUAUUCAUAACUUCAAAGCUCAUUUGUGCCCAUAUGAUAAGAACCGAUAUUUUAUUCGUCCUUUUGUUAAUUAAGCUUAAAUUCAAACUAAAGUUGCCAUGUCAGUAUCAUUAGCCAUCAACUAACGUCAAAAAUAGAUAUAGAUAAGGGAGCGAGACAAAAGAGAGUGCUCGGAUUGCUUCCCAUCUCCACUUAAGAACAAAUAUAAGACUUCAGCACAGAAGCAUUACCUCCUCCAAAAUUCAAUUCUUCCAUUUCCAAGAUGCAUGAUCAAGAUAUAUCAUACUCCAACUUGUGGGAGGCUUUUGGAAUUAAAUAAAAACAAGAUAGAGUUUAGUUUGCUUGAGGAUAUAGAAGAGGAACACCAUAAUUUGCAGUAACUUGUAGUGCAAGCUAUUGCUAUCUUUGAGCUAUUUUAGUUAGAAAGCUUCCAUAACUAUUUUCCUAUAUUCUUGGAAAGUUUUAUCUUGUAUGCUAGUGUGGAGUUUAGCCUAGUGUGAUCCAUCACUAAGAUAGUAUGAAUACUUGUAAGCUUGCAAAUUCACUCAUUAUGUGAGAUUUCAAUACAAUUAAUAUACACUAUGUUUUCUC
Medicago truncatula (barrel medic) is the source of this 1500-nucleotide messenger RNA. NCBI's taxonomy places the organism in Eukaryota, Viridiplantae, Streptophyta, Magnoliopsida, Fabales, Fabaceae. The record is from RefSeq and is a predicted model, not a curated record.